This is a messenger RNA of Musca domestica (house fly), 1878 nucleotides long. It is a transcript of the gene Ipp, whose product is annotated as inositol polyphosphate 1-phosphatase. The coding region runs from base 537 to 1688 and encodes 383 amino acids. Lineage: Eukaryota; Metazoa; Arthropoda; Insecta; Diptera; Muscidae. The record is from RefSeq and is a predicted model, not a curated record. Gene Ontology annotation, molecular function: inositol-1,4-bisphosphate 1-phosphatase activity. The transcript is spliced from 4 exons.
UGUAUCUACCCACUCACAAACAAAAACAUCCGUUUCCUCUACAUCUGUCAAAUGAAUAAAAACUUAAACAAAUUGUUAACGUUUACCAACACUUACUUCGAGCGCCUAUAAAUAGGCAACAUAAUAAAAAACAGCAGGCAGCACUCAACACCUGAGACCUUUGGUUGACGAAAUAACAAAUUCAACGGCACUCAUCAGUAUUGACUGGGAGAAGAUACAGAGCAAACACAUCAAUAGCUAAAACAGCGGAACUCAAUAAAAUUAAAAUAAAAAAACAACAUUCCAGUAAACAAAACAUUUGCAAAUUUAUUGAGCGUCUGUGAUUGAACGUAAAUGCAACAACAACAAGCUGAAGAAGACACCGGGACAGGCAAUUAAAUUUAUUUUGUGCAAAAUUUCCAUUUGAACGCCUAUAUACUCUCAUUCGUUUCCACUCCAGGUGGCCUCCAUUCCAUUUAUAGCAACCGCAACAAGGUCGCCCAUCUUCUUCCACAGCAUUAAGAAAGCGUUAAGGUAUAACCUAACCGCCCCAGACAAUGACAACCGCCGACAAUCAUAAUUUAUUGAGAAGCCUCAUCAACGCCGCGGAGAAAGCAGCCAAUAUAGCCCGCAUUUGCCGUUCGAAUCAACAAUUGUUGUCACUCUUGGUACGGGAGAAGACUGGAGAUGAAGCCAAUGCCAGAUUUGAACAUGAUUUUAAAACAUUAGCCGAUGUUCUCAUACAAGAGGCCAUAAAACACGACAUUGGCAAUGAGUUUCCCGAAAUGAAGGAUAACAUAAGGGGCGAAGAAUCACCCAACUUUACUAAUGCCAAUGGAGAUAGUGUUGCCAUUGUUGUGGGUCCAACGGCAUCGGAGACAGAGGCAUGUUUACUUGCCAUUCUACAAGAGGAGCAUCAGGAAGCUGCAAAACUAUUAGCUGAAGAAGUACAUCGUGAGGUGACAUUUGAUAGGGAGUUAAGCGAAGAAAUACCAGAGUUACCAAAUGAUGUGGAUUACUCACAGCUGGGAGUGUGGAUAGAUCCGAUUGAUGCUACAGCUGAGUAUAUAUCGGGCGAUACAAUGUUUACGAAUUUCCCAGGCAUAACAUCAACCGGACUGGACUGUGUCACCGUUCUAAUUGGUGUAUACGACAUAGCCACGGGCAUUCCCCUAAUUGGUGUCAUCUGCCAGCCAUUUCUCAACAAAUUACAAGAAAAUGUCUACACAUCAGCAAUGUUUUGGGGAGUGGCGCUUCCAAAUUGCCAAUCUCAUUGCAAGUCCUUAAACAACUCCCCCUCUGAUCGGGGUCGUCUUUUGGGUAUUUUUUCCAGCUCCGAACGUGCCGAGCUAUUACAACAGAUGUUAGAAUUAGGCUAUGAAUUUGCUUUCUCAGCUGGUGCGGGCCAUAAAGCUCUGAAAGUUAUUACCAAUGAAGUUGAUGCCUAUGUUUUGAGUAAGGGAUCCACCUUCAAAUGGGAUACAUGUGCUCCACAAGCCAUUUUACGUUCCCUAAAUGGUGAUAUUAUUGAAUUCCAAACAAGUAUUAAAGAAGGUAAAGCCAUACCCUUGAAAUACAUCCAAAGUGAGGAAGAGAGGGAAAAUGCAGAAGAUACGACCGUGGAUUGGAAAUGUAAUAAUCAUGGUUUGAUUGCCGUUCGAGAUGUGAAAUUAUUUGAUGGUCUACUGGAGAAAUUGGCAAAUAGUUAAAUAUUCAACAGUUUGGAAAACGUCUAUUAGCCAUUAGAAUAAGUUUUUGUUGACAUGGUCCAGAGUUUCCUAAAAUAUUUUUGAUGAGUGUGUAUGAAGAAACAAAGAACAAAAACCAAAUUAUAUGUAUGUAUUUAUAUAAUAGUAAUAAUUUAUAUUAAAAUAAAGAAGAAAUAUAUGUCUAUAAAAA